Molecule: messenger RNA, 1753 nt
Organism: Chironomus riparius
Lineage: Eukaryota; Metazoa; Arthropoda; Insecta; Diptera; Chironomidae
Source: the annotation of a GenBank genome assembly
AUUCAUUGUGCUGAAAAGUUAAGUGAACUAAUUAAGCUUUGUGCAAUAAAUUGAAAUGAAUUUAAAAGUUUUGGUUUGUGUUUUUGCAUUCAUGUUUGUGUCAAAUUUAUCUUUUGUUUGUGGACAAAAUGAAGCUUUAAGCUGUAAUUAUUCGAAUUCAUCAUCUGGUUAUAGCUGCGGCCUUAAAAUCAUUAAUCCGAAUGGAUUUAACAAUUUUACUGGAAUUAACGGAACGCACUUAAUUGGCAUGACUGAUAUCGAUGUUCUUCAUGUUUACAAAUCUUUAUCAAAUACCUUAAACAUUCCAUCAAUAAUUUGUGAAACAUUUCAAAAUACUCAGACGAUUGAAUUGACUGCCAGCGGUAUUCAAAUAAUCGAUGAAGAUUCUUUCCAAAAGUGCACAAAGCUUCAAUUUUUGGACCUUAAAAACAACAAAAUAAGGCAAUUUCACAAAAAUGCAUUUAAAGAAAAUUCAGAACUGGCGUAUUUACUUCUUUGGUACAAUCAAAUAACUGAGCUCCCUGAAGAUCCAUUCUCUAAUCUACAAAAACUUGUCCGUCUUGACUUUGAAUUAAAUCAAAUAACCAAUCUUCCUGAAAAUAUUUUCAACCCUUUAACUGGAUUAAGCAUAUUGUAUUUAGAGAGAAAUUUGAUUGAAGUUCUGCCAAGAAAUAUUUUCAGUUCACUUCAAAAUAUGUCAACUCUUGUGAUGCAUAACAACAAGCUUAAAAUUCUCCAUUCUGAUUCAUUUGGACACCUACCAAAAUUAGAUGAAGUACAUAUGUACAGCAAUCAGAUUGAUGCAAUUGAUGAACGGUUAAUUAACAAUACAGGAAUAAACAGCUUUAAUUUGCAAUCCAACUUAUGUGUAAGUAAAGACAUUACCGAUAAUUCUGUGACAAGAGAAUCUAUGAGAGCUGAUUUAAAGCUGUGCUUUGAAAACUAUGAUAGGAUAAUGUCAGGAUGUGCUGACGGAAAUAUUGACGAAAGAGUCUGUAAAUUAGAAGGCAAGCAUGAAGAAGUUAUAAAAGAUAUAAAAGCUCUCACUGAAGAGAAUGAACAAAUGCGUUUGGAAAUCAAUAACCUUGCAAAAGAAAAACAGGAACUAGAGGAAAAUAUAUUGACACAGAAUAAAAUUUUUAUUGCGGCUAUUACUGAAUUGGAACAUCAAAUGUUUGAGUUGAAAGGAUGUGGAUGUGGAUGUCAGUAGUAAUUUAUUUAAAGAUUUUUUUGGAAAGGACCAAAAAUAGUCAACAUGUGAUUUUAAUUUAAUAUAAAGUUGGUAACAAAUACUUCAAAAAAGCUAUGUAUUAUCUUAUCAAAUUUAAAAUGCAAUAAAGAUUAUUUUUGUUUCAAUAAUAUAAAUAUAGGGCUGUUCAUAAAUGACGUCAAUUAAAAAGACUAGAUUUUUAGACUCUUUAUGGAUCAAGAAAAUAUUCUUUUAUAUGAGCUUCCAGACCACCUUCCCACCUUAAUGUUAGACGUCAUUUAUGAACAGCCCCUACAUUUUAAAAACAGCAUAAUGCAACAAUAGGAAGAAAAAAAUUAAUCAUUCAUUAUUUUCAUGAAGAAAACUCAACAUGAAAAAUGAAUUAAUCCAGAACAUCCCACAAAAAAACCAGCAAAAUACGCAAAUAGUUGCUGUUGCAUCAAAAAUCACCCUAAUUUUUAUUUCCAUUUCUACAUACCCAAAAAAAAUUCAAUUGAAUUCAUUUCCCAUCUCAAUUUAUCUCUCGAUAUUUUUAUAUUCGGA